Messenger RNA from Hordeum vulgare subsp. vulgare (domesticated barley), 2535 nucleotides. RefSeq lists its product as uncharacterized. The coding region runs from base 166 to 2160 and encodes 664 amino acids. The transcript has 11 exons. The record is from RefSeq and is a predicted model, not a curated record. NCBI's taxonomy places the organism in Eukaryota, Viridiplantae, Streptophyta, Magnoliopsida, Poales, Poaceae.
CGCCUCCCCGCCCCCUCCCCACGCCGACGCAAUGCACCCCGACCCCGUCGACGAGCCGCGCCGCGGCGCGACCGGCGCUGCCGCGUAGGGCCUGGACGUCUGGUGCUGCCAGGCCGGUGGCGUCGCGGGAGGGGCCAGGGUUGCCUGACCGGAGCUCCGCCGCCCAUGCCGUGCGCGCGGGCCGAGGACGCGCUCCCCUCCGCCGACAUGGUCUCCGCCUCCCUGAUCCAGAAGGCGGCCGGCGGCCGGAGGCCCGCCGAGCCAGGCCGCGCGCUGCAGCGCACGCCGCACGUGUCCGCGGGGGACGUCGACGCGCCGGCGCCGGCGGCCAGCUGCUCCAGGGAUGAUGGCAAGGGCAAUCGCAGCGGGAGGAGAGAGGAGAGCCGCAGGGGCAGGAUGCGGAGCUACCGGUCCGAGCUCGAGCAGGAAGUCAAGAAACUGCAGAGGCAGCUCGAGAAGGAGAUCGAGCUGCACGUGGCGUUGGCGGACGCUGUCACGCAGAACGCGCCGCCACCUGCAUUGAAUUCUUCUGCCAAGAUCCCACCUGAGACGCAGGAGCUACUGGUUAACAUUGCCUCCCUGGAGGGGGCCGUUUCGAACCUUGAAAAGGAGUUAAAUGAUCUGUAUUACCAGCUUUGUCAUGAAAGGAAUGAACGGCUACUUGCCGAAAAUAACCUGGGAUGCUUGCCAUCUGCGUCCUCAGAUGACCGCUCACUGUCAACUUGCACGUGUACAUGGGAAGAACACAUAUCAUCAUUGAGGGAUUUGAAGUUUGGAGGGUCCGAGUCAAUGAGAUCAAUGCAACAAGAUUUACUUACAGAACUCGAAUAUGACCAGGAUCUUGGGGAAGAAUCCGAAGAUAGACAGAUGGUUUCCCUAAAUAGGCUGCUCGAGAAACACCGAGACAUCUCUUUAAAUGGACUGUUGGAAAAGCACCGGGACGAAGAGAUGCAAGGAUCAUGCUCGGUGGAAAAUGGAGGCAAAGAAGAUGAAAAGAUCGAUGAUUUAUCAUUUGAGCAGUCCAUUCAAAAGUUAACUAGCAUGAAAGGAGGAAAUCUUUGGAACUAUCCAAAUCAGCUAUCAGAGGAGAUGGUGCGCUGCAUGAGAAACAUUUUCCUCCGUUUAUCUGAAUCCUCCAAGAUAUCUGGGAAGGCAUCUUCUGAUUGUUCAUCUUCCUCAGCGGAGCGUCUAUCUGGUUCAACAUUGGCAUCCUUCUCAGAUUCAUCCAUAAUACCCUCAAUGUUACGGAGCUCUUCAGUUGACUCCUAUCACAAUGAUGAGAUGAUGAAUAAAGCCAGAAACUUUGACCCGUAUAAAGUUAAUGGAAAGGGAACCCGAAGAGACAUCGGGAACUACUGUUCAGCAGCUGAAGUAUCUUGGAUGUCGGUUGGAAAGGAGCAACUUGAAUAUGCAUCUGAAGCUCUAAAAAAGUUCAGAUUUCUUGUGGAGCAGCUAUCAAAAGUUGACCCUAAUUGUUUGAACUCUGAUGAGCGGCUAGCCUUCUGGAUUAAUUUGUAUAAUGCGCUGAUAAUGCAUUCAUACCUAGCAUAUGGAGUUCCCCGGAAUGACAUCAAGCUUUUCUCUCUAAUGCAAAAGGCCUGUUACACAGUUGGUGGGCAGUCAUUCAGUGCAGCUGAAAUAGAGUUUGUGAUACUAAAGAUGAAGACUCCAGUGCACCGGCCCCAACUUUCUUUGAUGUUGGCUCUCCAGAAGUUCAAAAUUUCUGAGGGGCACAAGAAGUAUUCGAUCAAUGAAGCUCAGCCCCUUCUGCUGUUUGCACUCAGCUGUGGAAUGUUCUCUUCUCCAGCUGUGAGAAUCUUCACGGCCGAAAACAUUAGGAAUGAGCUUCUGGAGUCAUUGAGAGACUACAUCCAAGCGUCUGUCGGCAUAAGUGACCGAGGGAAACUACUGAUCCCAAAGCUACUGCAGAGCUAUGCCAAGGGGGCCGUCGAAGACUCCCUGUUCACGGACUGGAUCUGCCAUCACCUCUCGCCUGAGCAAGUAGCAGCCAUCCGAGAGUACUCCUCGCAGAGGAGGCAGCGGCUUCUCGGGGCACGCAGUUUCACCGUGGUCGCGUUUGACUCGAAAUUCCGGUACCUGUUCUUGCCUGACAGCAGUGCCUCCCAGAAGCCACAACACAGAACAGGCUCCCUAGGCUGAUCCUGGCAGCUGGUAUUCUGGACCACAUAACUCAUUCCUUGAAGGCUGGAAAAUGGGAUGGCUAGUUGUAUAUGGUGUACAUUUUUUGGGAGGAAAGUAUACAACAUAGCAAAAAAACUCAGAACCUGCUUCGGCGAGGAUAUUUCGUUUGCAAAAUUGGAUUACCUCAGCAAAAGGAAGAUGUUUUGGAUCUCAUAGUGUUUGGCGCUGUGUUUCAUACUGGGGAUACCGUUUUGGUCUUUCUUUUCUCAAAUAUAUACUUUUCUCUUUUUUGUAUAAAGUUAUUUUUGUCUUGGUCGAUUGGUUUGUAAGUUGUGCACUAAUAAACUGGGUGGUGCCAUAUAUUGUGAGAGGGUUCUGUUUUUUGCACUGAAA